UGCGCAAUCCACCCUCCCAUCAGCCCCGGUAGACUGUAUCCCUUAUCGGCCGCCAGUCUCCAAGUCAGCCACACCCGCCCAACCAAUCCGCUUCGCGCGCGCACACACACUCUCCUCCCCCCCCCCUCUCUUCCCUCCCCUCUCCCCUCCUCCCCCUUUGCCCUUUUCAACCCCAGCAACAUGAGCACGGACACCAACAUCUGGCUUCUCAUCUCCGACGGCAUGACCGACGAGGCCCUGGCCAUGAUCGACAGUGGCGCGGUCUCCGUCGACGAGAAGGACGACUACGGUUACACUCCGCUCAUGGCCGCGGUCUCCUACAACAACAUCGCCCUUUGCCGGCGGCUGCUGGAACUCGGCGCCAAUUUGGAGGCGCGCGACCAGCGUGGUGCCACCCCCCUGCACUACGCCGAGUGCCUGGAGGCUUUCGAGUUCCUUAAGGCCGCUGGUGCCGACCUUACUGCCGUUGACUCGGCCGGCCAGUCGCCCAUCGAAUCGUACAUCUUCACCGAAGACCUGGACUUUGUGGCAGAUCUCCUGCUGGCUGGGCACUUCACCAAGGACCAGUUCACCCUGAGUCAGGAUGUGUAUGACGAGCUGGCCCGUCUGCUGCCCGAGGACAAGCUGGCCGACCUGCUGCCCGAGCCGCUGGACACCAUGAGCCCGGAGAUGACCGAGCUGCUGGAGCAGUUCCGCGCCAGCAUGCCCGAGGGUGCCGACAUGAACCAGGUCAUGGCGGCCCUGUCCCAGAUCCUGCAAAAUGCCACCAUCCUCGGGGAAGGCGAUGAGGAUGAGGAUGGCGAGACUGGCGAGACUGGCGAGUCCACUGCCGAAGAGGCUGAUGACAGUGGCGAUGUCUGAUGCCGGCGACCGGGCCACAUGCCCUUGUGCUUUUGUCGCCCCAGGCUCUCGGGAAAAGAAGAAAAUAUACUGUUUCAUGCCAAA
Fonticula alba is the source of this 945-nucleotide messenger RNA. RefSeq lists its product as hypothetical. The transcript is spliced from 3 exons. The record is from RefSeq and is a predicted model, not a curated record. Gene Ontology annotation, molecular function: protein binding. NCBI's taxonomy places the organism in Eukaryota, Rotosphaerida, Fonticulaceae. The coding region runs from base 181 to 861 and encodes 226 amino acids.